AAUAUGGGGAUCCGUACAAUUCAGUAGAUCAAACUAAAACUUCUCUGCACGCAGUGACCACGCGAACGAAAGGAUCUAUCCUAAGUGGAUUGUCUGGUUCAAGGCGGAAGGGAUACCCUAGACGCGCCUAAAAUACAAAAAGUCAUCAUGACUUUGAACAAAGGUGACAAAUUGAGGAACAUGGACAAAAGGAGGGGGAGUAUGCCGUUUCCCAUGCACUUGCAGAACUUGCACAGAAGAAGUAUGCCAGUGGACGAGCGCGAGAUUCGAGCAGCGCCAAUUGGAGAGCUGCCUAACCUCAUGCGCUGCACGUCCUAUACCCCUGGUGAUCCGCACCCAAACAGCUGUGUGUCCGACUCGUCUGAUUCCGUUAUCUCCUCCGGCAGCGACUCAGAGGGACAAGUGUACAAGGUUGUUCUACUUGGGGAGCAUGGAGUCGGCAAGUCUAGUCUAGCACGGGUAUUCGGUGGCGUCGAGGAUGGUCACGACGGUGACGAGACAGGAAACACAUAUGACAGAUCGAUUGAAGUGGAUGAGGAAGAGGCGUCCAUCUUGUUGUAUGAUAUUUGGGAACAGGAUAACAGUCAGUGGCUAAAGGAGCAGUGCAUGAGGAUGGGUGACGCCUACAUCAUCGUCUACUCAGUGACAGACAAGUCCAGCUUUGAGAAAGCAUCCGAGCUACGCAUCCAGCUGCGGAGAGCUCGCCAGUCUGAGAACAUUCCCAUAAUCCUUGUGGGGAAUAAGAGUGACCUGGUACGGUCCAGAGAAGUGUCUGUGGAUGAGGGCAGUGCCUGCGCUGUGGUGUUCGACUGCAAGUUCAUUGAGACCUCAGCCAAUCUUCACCACAAUGUCAGGAAUCUGUUCGAGGGCAUUGUUCGCCAGAUCCGCCUCCGUAAAGACAGCAAGGAGGAGAACGCUCGCCGUAUGGCUAACUGCAAAAGACGCGAGAGCAUUAGCAAGAAGGCCAAGCGUUUUCUGGGUCGUAUGGUGGCCCGGAAGAAUAAAAAGAUGGCCUUUAGACAGAAGUCCAAGUCCUGCCAUGACCUCUCCGUCCUCUGAGAGAACGGUAUCUGGACUGCUGUUUUUCUUUUGGCCCACAAGACCAGACGCUGUGUGUUUUUAACUCUAUCCCCAAGGACUGACAGAGCUGUACAGAAAUUCUAUAUUUUAUUUUGUAAGAAUAUGAGAGGAUUAUAUUACAGUAAUUAAACCCAACAGACAUGUCCAUGUUUAUGAUCUACAUGAGGCUUUUUUGCCUUAUGUAUGUAUUUCUGUUGAUACUACUUGUGUAUGUAUAUUCAAUCCACCAAGGCUUGUUAUUUUCAACCGCGAGCUUCAAGAUUGCCUUGAUAAUGUGGGACAAUGUGUAUGGAUGUAUUCCCUCUAAAAGGUUUGUAUUGUAUAUAGCCUUGAUGAAAGCUUAGAUUAUGGAACACUAUCCCUGAACGCAAUGGAACUGUAAGCACUAUCAGUGAUUUCACUUCAUUUUAUCACCUGGAAUAAUUUUUACUUGAAACUGGGUACGCAGGUUCGUACUUUGGCCAUGAUACUGAGAAUGGAAAUAAUGUGUAAUGGGGGUUAGGGCAGAUGUUGGGAACAUAUAGGAUUCUAUAGUCCUAACCUUCUCCCCUAUGUGAAUAAAGGAAGCAAUAAGUUAUACUUCUCAUAUGAAAUUUAUGAAUUUACUUUUUGGUUAAAAUAAGGUUGAUUUGCACUUUCUUUUAAUAUUAAAAUGCCAUUAUGUUUACAUUUGACAUUCUUUCAAUAAAAUUACAACUUUUCAGUA
Molecule: messenger RNA, 1786 nt
Organism: Esox lucius (northern pike)
Lineage: Eukaryota; Metazoa; Chordata; Actinopteri; Esociformes; Esocidae
Gene: rrad
Product: Ras-related associated with diabetes
Exons: 5
Coding region: 148-1059 (303 amino acids)
Biological process (GO): negative regulation of high voltage-gated calcium channel activity
Cellular component (GO): plasma membrane
Molecular function (GO): GTPase activity; calcium channel regulator activity; GTP binding
Source: RefSeq, a predicted model, not a curated record